Messenger RNA from Hevea brasiliensis (rubber tree), 1567 nucleotides. RefSeq lists its product as uncharacterized. Bases 144 to 1094 code for a protein of 316 amino acids. Lineage: Eukaryota; Viridiplantae; Streptophyta; Magnoliopsida; Malpighiales; Euphorbiaceae. The record is from RefSeq and is a predicted model, not a curated record. The transcript has 7 exons.
GCUUAGCUAAAAGCGGACCAGGGGUUUCGCCAGAAACUCAGAAAGAGCAAAAGGUUUUAGAGGGAGAGAAUAUGUAGCUUGGAGAUAGAGAAAGGAAUUUAUGCACUCACAUUGGCGUUGCGAAGGGGGAAGCUUCUUGAAGAAUGGAGAGUAACAGUGGCUUAAGCAGUAACAGCAGCAUUGUUUUGGCCAAUCAGAGCAAGCCUUUGCAAGGAAUCCGAGUAGAAAAUCCCUUUACUUUCAAAGUCUUUCAAGUAUUUACCGGCUUUGGCUUCGGUUGUGGUGUUGGUAUUGGCGUUGGCAGACCCAUAAAUCUAGGUGCACUGCCAAUGGUGGGCCAGUUUAUGAGUGCAGCCAGAGGUGCAACUGAUCCCUUCUCUGGUGCUAGCAGGCAUAUAAAUGAUGCUUUGCGGAAGAUGGGAGCUAAGAGAAUUGAAGUAGGAAUUGGAUGCGGAGUUGGUUUUGGCCAUGGCUUUGGAGUUGGCCUUGCUGUGAAACCUGGGGUGGUGCAGAAGAUUCAAGUCUGUCUCAUGCAAGUGAUGACAAAGAUGAUGGCAAAAUUCGGAAUGGCUCCCAAUCUAUCAAUUGGUCAAGGUGCCCUUCCAAUGUCAAUGCAAAGCGGCUUGAGCACAGUGAAUGGACCCUCAAUCCAAAAUCCAUUGGGAAGUAUCACACAACUGGCAACAAAACUUCCUGACCAAACACCUGAAAGCAUGCAUGGAUAUGGUAGUAUGAUUCCACAUUCAAGCUAUGAAAACUCCACGCCAACAAGCAGUAUAGUUGACACACCUUUUGGUAGUCGAACGGAAAAGGUCAUUAGCGGUUUUCUGAACAAUCCAAUUCUGAAAGAAGAUGAUAAAAACCUAAAUGAAGUGGCUGGACGCUUGCGUUCUGAAAACAACCUGCUUCAAAUGGUGUUGAAACACCAGCAAGUCAUUGAAAAGCUUAUGGAGGAGAAUGAGAAGCUUCGUCAGGUACUGGUGGAAGACCUGAAAAUAUCACCCAGCAAACUCCAUUCCAGUCACUCGCCUAGAAGUAACUCUGUGUGCGCUGAUUGUUUUGAGUGCCGAAGAAAACAAAGAAAAAGGAGAUGAAGUUAAUGUAAAUAUCACUGGAGAAGACAUUCAAGGUCUGGACCUCUAAGAUCUUAACUGAUGAUGCCCUUUACGAACUGUGCUUUUCUAGCAUUCGUUUGGCUUGGCCAUUCUUGCAGGACAAUAAUCUGGAGCUGUCAAUUGUAACUUGAAAGAUUAAAUUAUGAAGAUAGAUACAGAUUACUUGUAAAAAAACUGAUCAAGUUGCUUUGAAUAUACACUUAGUUGAAGAGCUUUUGAAGUCAGGCCUGCCAGAAGGUAACCUAACCUUUCCUUUUGCACUUUUCUUUAUAUAUAUAUAUUUGUUAAGCUUUAACUUUGAUGAGGGCAUUUUUUUCCUUUUUUUUUUUUUUUUUUCUUUUCUUUUUUCUAUUCCAGUCAAUUGUCUGGGAUUUAACUUUCCUUGGUGCAUGUGUAUUGUAACAAUAAUUUCGAGUCCUGCUUUCUAUUUCUCUAAGAUUGGAUUGGAUACA